Diuraphis noxia (Russian wheat aphid) is the source of this 1940-nucleotide messenger RNA. RefSeq names its product glutamate receptor ionotropic, kainate 2-like. Gene Ontology annotation, molecular function: ligand-gated monoatomic ion channel activity; signaling receptor activity. Gene Ontology annotation, biological process: monoatomic ion transport. Gene Ontology annotation, cellular component: membrane. The record is from RefSeq and is a predicted model, not a curated record. Lineage: Eukaryota; Metazoa; Arthropoda; Insecta; Hemiptera; Aphididae.
UCGUGUCGUUUUGUGCACAGGCCGAACCUGCUUUGAUGUACGACGCGGUAAACGUGUUCGCUAACAGCAUCGGAUCGCUGGACGGGUCGUCCAAUUCAAUGCAAUCGUCGAACGUUUCGUGCAAGACGUCGGACCGUUGGGCGAACGGAACGUUUCUGUACGAUCGACUCAACGCGGUGAGCAUCGAAGGCCUGACCGGCAAAGUUCACUUUGACGAAGGGAGGAGAUCAGAUAUCAAGCUGGACUUGCUGAAACUACAUCAGGAGAAAGUGAAAAAAGUUGGUUUUUGGACACCGUCGACCGGCAUCAACAUCACGAAACAUUCCGUAUUUUACGGACACCAGAGCUCMAACGUGACACUGAUCGUGGUCACCAGAGUCGAAAAACCUUACGUGAUGAUCAAAGAGGACAAAAACCUAACAGGGAAUUCAAAGUACGAAGGAUUUUGUAUUGAUUUACUACACAGAAUAGCAUCACAAGUAGGUUUUCAUUACGCAAUCACAUUAGUACCUGACAACAAGUAUGGAGCUUACGACCCCACCACGAAGCAAUGGAAUGGUAUAGUCAGAGAACUCAUGGACAAGAAAGCAGACUUAGCCAUGGGUUCAAUGACUAUUAACUAUGCUCGAGAAAGCGUUGUCGACUUCACAAAACCAUUUAUGAACAUGGGAAUAGGCAUAUUAUUUAAGGUCCCRAGUAAUGAACCAUCCAAAUUGUUCGCUUUCUUAAAUCCCUUGGCGACCAGUGUCUGGAGCUUUAUGUUUCUCGCCUACAUGGCCGUGAGUUUUUCACUGUUUUUUCUGGCCAGAUUCUCCCCGUACGAAUGGCGGCCACACACCGAAGAAAAUUUCCGAGAUGGUCGUUUCACCAUAUCRAAUUGCUUUUGGUUUGUCGCAGGAGUUUCAUUGAAACAGGAUGCAGGCAUCACUCCAAAGGCAACUUCCGCUAGAAUUCUAGGAGGUAUAUGGUGGUUCUUCACAAUCAUAAUAAUACCAUCUUACACAGCUAACUUGACGGCAYUGAGAACAGUCGAGCGGCUACAAAAACCCAUACAAAAUGUAGCGGAAUUAUCAUCGCAAGAAAAAAUAACAUACGGGACCCUUGAAGGGGGAUCGACCAUGUCAUUUUUUAGGGACUCCAAAAUACCAAUAUACCAAAAGAUGUGGAAGUUUAUGGAAAAACAUCAAUCGGUAUUUGUAUCAACUUACGAAGAAGGCACGAAAAAAGUACUUGGGGGGAAUUAUGCAUUUUUAAUGGAAUCUACGAUGAUAGAUUAUGCCGUUCAAAGAGACUGUAAUUUAACGCAAAUCAGCGGUCUUCUGGAUUCUAAAGGUUACGGAAUAGCAACGCCAAAGGGUUCUGUCUGGAGAGACAAACUAUCAUUAGCCGUACUAGAACUCCAAGAAAAAGGAGUCAUUCAAAUGUUAUAUGAUAAAUGGUGGAAAAAUGCAGCCGAUAUUUGUAUCAAAGAUGAAAAAGUUAAAGAAUUCAAACCAAAGCCUUUGGACCUUAACGAUUUAGGUGGAGUGUUUGUAUUUGUCUUAUGUGGGCUAACUGUAGCUGUUAUGAUAGCAAUAUUAGAAUUCUGCUGGUAUUCGAAGAAAAAGUCAACAGAUCAACAACUACCUGUUUGUACGGAGAUGGCAGAAGAAUUGAGAUACGCAAUACGAUGUGAUGGUACCAAACACAAAGCAACUUUAAAACGAACGUGUAAUGGCUGCUCACCUAUCACUACAUACGUACCAGCUCCAAUGCAUAUAAAUCACGUUACCAGUCAAAUUGUUUACGUUCCUUAUAAACCAAUGUCAGUAUUAAAAAGGAAGGCAACAGUAGAUUUAAAUGCGAAACCAAACAAACUCAUAAGACAAGAACUUCGUAAUUGUCAAGAAUCAGGUAACCUCGAUAAUGCUGACGUGCAUUUAUUUCGUAAAAGUAUGUAA